CUAUCGAUUCUAUCGAUAUUUGACCAUCACAAUAUUCAGCGAAUUGUAUUCAUGCAAUUUUUAGAAUUUUUAUAUAAUUUUAUUAUUUUGCCUGACGAUAAUGACUUCAAUCAUAUAUUUUACACCGAUUUCCGGAGCCCUAGAUGAAUCACCACCAUGUUAUCUUCUUAAUAUUGAUGAAUUUUGUUUCCUUCUAGAUUGUGGUCUAGAUGAAUCUUGUAAUGUUGAUUAUGUUGAAAAUCUAAAACCACAUAUGUCGAAAAUUGAUGCCGUUCUUCUGUCUCAUCCUGAUACUUUUCAUUUGGGAGCAUUGCCUUAUUUAUUUGGAAAAUGUGGCCUGUCAUGCGAUGUAUAUGCAACAACACCGGUCUAUCAAAUGGGUCAAAUGUUUGCAUAUGAUUUAUAUCAAUCACGUCAUAGUUUCGAAGAUUUCAAUCUUUUCUCAUUGGAUGAUGUUGAUCUUGCAUUCGAUAAAGUGAUUCAAGUUAAAUAUAAUCAAACAGUCAUAUUAAAAGGAAAAGGACAAGGUAUAACAUUGACACCAUUGCCAGCUGGACAUAUGAUCGGUGGUACUGUUUGGAAAAUCGUUAAAGAUGGUGAAGAAGACAUCCUUUAUGCUGUUGAUAUUAAUCAUAAAAAAGAACGACAUCUAAAUGGUUGUACAAUCGAUAAAUUAUCACGGCCAUCAAUGUUGAUUAUUGAUUGUGAUAAUAUUAAUUAUUUACCGGAAAGGCGAAAAAAACGUGAUACACAAUUAUUCAGCAGUAUUAUUGAAACAUUGAGAUCUAGUGGUAAUGUUCUGAUUGGUACGGAUACAGCUGGACGUAUAUUAGAAUUAUCACAUAUGCUUGAUCAAAUGUGGCGUAGUGAACCAGGUCUUCAUGUGUAUUCAAUCAUUUUGCUCAAUAAUUUCAGCUAUAAUGUAAUAGAAUUUGCCAAAUCAUUAGUCGAAUGGAUGAGUGAUAAAUUGAUGCGUGGUUUCGAAGGCCAACGUAACAAUCCAUUUGCAUUCAAACAUAUACAGCUAUGUCAUAACCUGAACGAAUUGGCUCGUAUUCCUGAACCAUAUAUUGUAUUGGCAUCACAACCAGAUUUUGAAUGUGGAUUUUCACGUGAACUUUUCUAUAAUCUUUGUGGUAAUGCAAAAAACACAAUCAUUUUAACCCAACGAUCAUCACCAGGUACAUUAUCCGAUUUACUUAUCAAUUCAGUCAAUUUACCACGACCAUUUACGAUGAAAUUUGAACGAAAAAUACGUGUACCAUUGACCGGAGAAGAAUUGGAUGAAUAUCUGGAACGAAAACGUAAUGAAGAAUUGGAAAAAGAAAAGGAAAAAAAUGCUAGUAAUUCGAUUAAAGAAAAAAAUAAUGAUGACGAUGAUGAAUCGGAUGAUGAAUCUGAUGACGAAGAUGAUGAGGAAUAUUUUGAUGAAGAAUUUAAUCGGAUUAAAAAUGUUAAAAAUGAAAAUUCAAGAACAGUGACAAAUAUUUCUGGCACACAACAUAAUACCGCCAAACAUGAUCUAAUGAUGUCAUCACGUAUGGAUGGCCGAUUAAAAGGUGGUGGAUUUUUUAAGAAUGCAAAAAAAUCCUAUCCAAUGUUUCCAUGUGUGGAAAAGAAAAUCAAAUGGGAUGAUUAUGGUGAAAUAAUCAAUGCAGAUGAUUAUUCAAUAUUUGAUAUGUCAAAAAUGUUUAUGGAAGAUAAAGAAAAUAUGAUGAUAUCUGAAGAAUUGAAAAAUGGCGGUGAAAAUAUGGCCAAAAUAAAUGAUGAUACAAUGAAUGAAUCGACAAAAGAAACAAACCCAACAAAAUGUAUUCGGAAUCUGGAAGAAUUGCAAAUAAAAGCUAAGAUUGAAUUGAUCGAUUUUGAAGGUCGUUCAGACGGUGAAUCACUAAAACGGAUAAUCAAAUUGAUAAGGCCACGACGUUUAGUAUUGGUUCGUGGUCUAACUGAUAAAGCUAAUAGUUUUGCCUCGUAUUGCCAGAAUAAUGAUUGUGUACCGGGAAAAAUUUUUACGCCAAAAAUUUCUGAAUUAGUCGAUGCAACAACUGAACGUCAUAUUUAUCAAAUUAAAUUGAAAGAUGCUUUGGUUAGUUCAUUGAAAUUUUCUCAUUAUAAAGAUGGUGCACAAUUAUCAUGGGUUGAAGCUGAAAUCGAUAUGGAUAUAACUGAAUCUAUAUUGCCACAAGAUGAAGAUCAACAACAAACAAAUUCCGAUUCGAAUGAACCAAAUAAUAAUAAAAAAGAUGAAUUAGAUUCAACAUUAAUGAUUCAAAUUGAUCAUCAUCGUAACAAUAAUCGUGAAAUGAUACCAAUAUUAAAACAAUUACCAUCAUCGGAAAUGCCUACACAUCAAACAAUAUUUGUAAAUGAAUUGAAAUUAUCGGAUUUUAAACAAAUAUUAAUGAAACAUGAUAUACAGGCAGAAUUUUCCGGUGGUGUAUUACUAUGUAAUGGACAGGUAGAGGUGAAACGAACAGAAUCCGGUCGUAUUCACCUAGAAGGAACCGUAUCGAAUGAAUAUUUCAAAAUACGACAAUUAUUAUAUGAUCAAUAUGCUAUUUUAUGAAUUUUUUUUUCAUACCAAAUUAAUCUUUAUUUUUUUUUGUCUUC
Dermatophagoides farinae (American house dust mite) is the source of this 2613-nucleotide messenger RNA. RefSeq names its product cleavage and polyadenylation specificity factor subunit 2 (gene Cpsf100). Lineage: Eukaryota; Metazoa; Arthropoda; Arachnida; Sarcoptiformes; Pyroglyphidae. The record is from RefSeq and is a predicted model, not a curated record. Gene Ontology annotation, biological process: mRNA 3'-end processing by stem-loop binding and cleavage. Gene Ontology annotation, cellular component: mRNA cleavage and polyadenylation specificity factor complex. Gene Ontology annotation, molecular function: RNA binding.